Emys orbicularis (European pond turtle) is the source of this 930-nucleotide messenger RNA. Its product is annotated as mitochondrial ornithine transporter 1-like. Gene Ontology annotation, molecular function: L-ornithine transmembrane transporter activity. The record is from RefSeq and is a predicted model, not a curated record. NCBI's taxonomy places the organism in Eukaryota, Metazoa, Chordata, Testudines, Emydidae. The transcript is spliced from 6 exons. Gene Ontology annotation, biological process: mitochondrial L-ornithine transmembrane transport. Bases 1 to 930 code for a protein of 309 amino acids. Gene Ontology annotation, cellular component: mitochondrion.
AUGUCUGCAGAUGCAGCCAAGUCCCACCCACUGGUACAGGCACUGGUUCACCUCACUGCAGGGGCAGCAGGCGGGGUGGCAUGUGUGGUGAGCGGGCAGCCCUUUGACACAAUCAAGGUGAAGAUGCAGACCUUCCCCACCAUGUACCGGGGUUUCUUUGACUGCUCAGUCCGGACGUACCGGCAGGAAGGGCUGCCUGGGCUGUACCAGGGCACCACUCCAGCCCUGCUUGCUAACGUGGCAGAGAACGCAGUGCUCUUCGCUUGCUAUGGCUUCUGUCAGCAGCUGGUGAGGCAGCUGUUUGGACUGAGCAGUGUGCUGGAGCUGAGCGACCUGCAGAGUGCGCUUGCCGGCUCGUUCUCCUCCGUCUUUUCCUCUAUGGUGCUGUGCCCUGCGGAGCUGGUGAAAUGCCGCAUGCAGGCCUUACAUGAGAUGAAGGUCACUGGGCGAACAGCACUAGCACGUCACAGCUCUACCUGGGCUACUGUGAAAAAUAUCUUUCAAUCUGAGGGCCUGCUGGGAUUUUUCCAGGGCCUGACCAGUACUUGGCUACGGGAGGUGCCUGGCUACUUCUUCUUCUUUGGUGGCUAUGAAGUCAGUAGAAGCUUUUUCACCCAGGCUGGCCAGUGCAAGGAGGAUCUGGGUUCUCUUCCCCUAACAGUGAGCGGUGGGAUGGGGGGGGCCUGUUUCUGGCUGGCCGUCUAUCCCAUUGACUCAGUGAAGUCUCGGAUCCAGGUGCUUUCCAUGGCAGGGCGGCAAGAUGGCUUCCUGCUCUCCUUUCUUCACAUCUUGAGGACAGAAGGUUUCACGGCUCUUUACUGUGGACUGAUGCCCACAGUGAUACGUGCACUCCCCUCCAACGGUGCCCUCUUCCUAGCCUAUGAAAUGACGAGGAAAAAGCUAACUGGCCUGCUUGAUAGGACACCCUGA